CGGGCCGCAUUCCACGGACCACACGUGGUUUGGUCCAAUUUGUCUACUGGAGAGAAGCAAAAUGCGUAUCAAGUACCUCAAAUCCUUUCUACCAGCUCAGAACCAUGGAUCGAAAAUCACAGCUUUGGCGUGGUCACCAAACAACAUUAAACUGGCCGCCUGCAACUCGGAUAGAGUAAUUUUACUUUUCGACGACAACGGAGACAAAAAAGACAAAUUUGCAACAAAACCUGCAGAUCCAAAAUCUGGUAAAAGUAGCUAUGCGGUCACAGGUCUUGCCUUUUCGCCAGAUUCCACCAAGAUCGCAGUGGCCCAAAGCGACCACAUGGUCUAUGUAUACAGGAUUGGCGAGGAUUGGGGCGAGAAGAAGGUGAUUUGCAAUAAAUUCAGCCAGAGCAGCGCGGUGACUGCGAUCGUGUGGCUGUCGGAAGGCUUCCUUGUCUGCGGUUUGUACGACGGCAAAGUAAGGGAGUGCGUCCUCAAAGCCAACAAAGCUCGCACCCUUUACGCUGGAAACUCGAUGGUCGUCGCCCUCACCCCUAAUACAAGAGGAACUGGAUUCUUGUCAGGGCACAUUGACGGCACCAUAGCAAGAUAUUAUAUGACCGAAGAUGCUUUUAUGGAGCAGCAGGGUCGAAUUGCUCAGCACUCUGUUCCACCUUACGCCCUCGCCUGGCCAAACACGGGCCACGUGAUAGCAGCAGGGUGCGAUAAACGCAUUGUUGUGUACGAAAAAGAGGGUCAGGUCGCACAAUCUUUUGACUUUUCGCGAGAACCGCAGGAGAGAGAAUUCACGGUGGCGUGCAACGCUCCGAGCGGGCAGGCGGCCGCUUUUGGGAGCUACGAUAAGUUGAGGAUUUUGUACUGGGACCUGCGGAAAAACGAGUGGGUUUACGAAACGAAGGACGUAAAAAACCUGUACUCGGUCAGCGCCCUUGCCUGGAGAAGGGACGGAUCGAAAUUGGCGUGCACUGGACUUUGCGGUUCCAUUGAGGUUUUCGAGUCAGUUUUGAAGCGAACAGUAUGGAGAAACAAAUUCGAGAUGAUCUACGUCGCACCGAGUCAAGUUUUAGUGCGACCGUUGCACGGUGACCAGCCCCGAGGGGUCAUUCUGAGGUCAAAGUACGGUCACGAAAUCUCGGAGGUGCGGAUCGCUGGCUUGAACGACCAAUUCCUGAUCGCCCGCACCUCGCACUCCAUUCUGCUCGGGGACAUGACGCGGAAUCUGCUGAGCGAAGUGCCCUGGGUGUCUCCUUUGGGCAAUGAAAAGUUUUCCUUUGACAAUCCGACCGUCUGUUUGGUCUUUCACGCCGGCGAACUGAGUCUGGUCGAGUACGGAAACAACAGUGUUUUGGCCUCGGUGCGCACGGAAUUCAUGAAUCCGCAUCUCAUCAGCGUUCGAAUUAACGAGAGACAAAUGCGGGACGAGGAAAAUAAGAAACUGGCCUACUUGCUUGACUUGAAAACCGUCAGCAUUGUUGAUUUGAUAAGUGGCUCAGUCGUGGGUCAAAUGUCGCACGACGCGAGAAUCAACUGGCUCGAGCUGAGCGAACCGGCCGACAAACUGCUUUUCCGCGACUCGAAGCUGCGUCUGUGGCUUCUACCCCUGGCGAACCACCCCCGAGCGUGGCACAAAAUCGCCCUUUUGGCGAACUGCUCUUUCGUUCAGUGGGUCAGCGGCAGUGACGUUGUGGUCGCCCAGUCGGGCUCGGUGCUCUGCGUCUGGUACAAUUUGGACUCGACUGACGGCGCCACGCAGGUGCCCAUCAAGGGUGACGUCGUCGAGGUCACCAGGGACGAGGGCAAGACCGAGGUGGUUGUCGAAGAGGCUAGAGGUCAGAAGGUCGCGUACGCCCUGGAUGAAGGAAUGGUCGAGUUCGGGACGGCCCUUCAGGACGGAAAUUUUGAAAGGGCGCUGAAAUAUCUGGAAUCACUUUCACCAAAUGAUGAUGCUCAAGAGACUAUGUGGAGGUCAUUGGCCGCUAUGGCACAGUCUGGGGGUCAAUUGAAAAUAGCACACAGGUGUUAUGAACACCUGGGAAAUAAGGCCAGGGCAGCAUAUCUGGAAAAGACGAUAAAAAUUGCUGAGGAAUUUGCUGGGAAAUUUGGUGGCGAUGGAUUGAAUUGUCCAGAGGUUCAAACGAGGCUGUUAAUGUUGGAUAAGCAAUUCAGGGCGGCCGAGGAGGUUUACCUUCAGUCAGGUGACGUUAGCUCGGCCAUCAGGAUGUACGAGCAAUUCUGCAUGUACGAAGAAGCGCUUGACGUGGCAGAGAGAUAUGGAAGCCCUGAGCAAGGCGCCCUGAGACAAAAACUGGACAAGUGGUACUUGGAGACGAUGCAGGAGGAUAAAGCCGGGGAGCGGAAAGAACAGGAGGGACUCUAUGUAGAGGCCGUCGACCUUUACCUCAAGGCGGAAAUGCCCAAAAAAGCCUCAAGGACCCUUUUGAAGGAAACGUCGCUUCUACAGGACGAGAUGCUUGUUGGAAAAGUGGCGAAUGCCCUCGGCAAGGCGGGUCAGAUGGACUUGGCCGGCGACCUUUGGAGUCGUGUCUCAAGACAGGACAAGGCCCUUGAGUGCUACAAAAAAGGCGGCGCCUUUGCCAAGGCCGUACAAAUCUGCCGGGACACGCGUCCGAACGACGUGGUCAAACUGGAGGGCGAGUGGGCCGAGUACCUGAUGGGCCAGCGACAGUUCGACGCGGCCAUCAGCCACUUCAUCGAGGCGGGACACACGGCCAAGGCUCUCGAGGCUGCCAUAAAAGCCGGCCAGUGGAAAAAGGCCAAGCAAAUUAUCGAGGUCAUUGAGGACAAAAAGGGGGUUAAAAAGUACUUCAAUAUUUUGGGGAAGCACUUUGCGGCAGAGAAGGACUAUCGAAACGCGGAGAAUAUGUUUUUGGAAGGGGGAGCGGUGACCGAGGCUGUGGAAAUGUAUUCAAAUACAGCUCAAUGGGAAAAGGCUUGGAAAGUGGCCACCAAGCACAUGUCCAAAGAGGAAGCGGCCAAAGUGCUGAACAUUCCUGCUGAGAAAAUGAUCGGUGCUGGCAAAUUCCGAGAAGCGGAAAAACUUUUGCUGGUGAUGGGCCAGGCAGGCAGGGUGGUGGAAAUGUACCGCGAGCACAAACGUUAUGACGAGAUGUGCCGAGUGGCGAGUACUCACCUUUCGGUGGACGAGUGCAAGCAGUUGCAGCAGGUGGCGGCGGCCGAGUUGCAGGCGAGCAAGGCCUGGCGCGCCUCCGAGAAGCUCCUGUGCACGGCCGGCGACUGGAAGGCGGCCGUCGCCAUGUACAGGGCGCAGGGCAUGUGGGACGAGGCGCUCAGGGUGGCCAAGAGUCAGGGCGGCACCUCCGCGUGGCGCAACAUCGCCUUCCUCUGGGCCAUGGAGCUCGGCGGGCAGGCGGCGGUCAAACUGCUCGACAGACUCGCCCUCCUCGACUUCGCCAUCGAACACGCCUGCGACAAUUACCAGUUUGAAUUUGCGUUUGAUUUGAGUCGCCAAGCUCAGCCUGCGAAAAUGAGUGAUAUUCAUUACAAAUACGCUCUCGCCCUGGAAGACGACGGAAAAUUCCAGGACGCAGAGGAGCAUUUCAUCAAGUCUGGCAAGCCAAAGGAGGCCGUUCAUAUGUACGUCCACGGUCAGAAUUUUGAAAAGGCGCUGAAAAUCGCAGAAGAGUUUUCUCCCGAGGAUGUGAACGACGUGCUGGAGGCGCAAGCUAAAGUUGCCCUGGCGCACAACGACCUUUCCACUUUUGAGGCUUUGAUGAUCAGGGCGCACAGGGCUGAAAUUGUCAUCCAACAAUAUAAGGAAAAUGGAAACUGGAUGGAAGCCCUUCGAGUGUGCAGGGAGCACCUUCCGGCGAAACUGGGCACCCUGGAAGCGCAGUACAAAAGAGAGACGGGACACCGAGGUCGUGGUGGCGGCGGUGAAGGGGCCACGGUGUUGGCCGAGGCUCGCAAACUCGAAGAGGCCGGACAGCAGCAAAGGGCCAUCGACCUGUUGCUGCGAGUGUCGCCCAAAAACUGCAACGACCCUACUGCGAUUGCAAAGGCGUGGGUCAGGGCCGUCGAAUUGGUCAUCAAGUACGCCGGGGAAGACGAGGCAAGGAAGAUCGCAAAAAAUUAUGGAUCUCAGCUAGUCGAAAUAGGCCAGCAUGCUGCGGCAGCCCAAAUUCUAUUGAGUGCCGAUUUGGUUCAGGAGGCGGUCGAAGUCCUCAUGGCCGCCGGCGAGUGGAACAAAGCGCGGAAAAUUGCUCAGCAGCUCGAGCCAAGUCUGGAAAAGUUUGUGGAAAAGGGGUACAAAUCUUGGUUGAAGUCGCAGGGCCAGACUGACCAGUUGGCCGACAUGGACGUGGCCGAGGCCAUCGAGAUGCUGGCCCAGCAAGAACAAUGGACCAAAUGCAAACAGGUGGCUCAGGAAAACGGGGGCCUCAGUACUUAUCUAGUCCUGCACGCUUCCCAUCUCCUCAAGACUGGCAAGCCUUUGGAAGCUCUGGAGGUGUACGCGAGUAACCAGCCAAUUCCAACCCUCGACUCUGGCACCCUGAGCACCGUUCGCAUGAUCGCCCUGGCCAUUCUCAGUCUGCCCAACCUUUCCGACGCCCAGAGCUACGAAAAAUGGGUCUCCCUACGCAACAUUUUGCUCCAAAUGAGCGAGGACUUUUACUCCACCCAGAAGUACCCUGAGAUCAGGACGCUGUUAACCCUUGCCCACUUUUGUGCGAUUCGAUCCGCCUGUCGCGGAGUUGAUGGUCUCGAGUCGCUGGCGGCCAAGCUUUCCAUCGCCCUGUUGCGCUUUACAGACGUCAUUCCUUCAGACAAGGCCUACUUUGAGGCUGGAAUGGACGCCAAGGCCCUCGGUUGGGACAGCGAGGCGUUUGUUUUCCUAAACCGACUGCUGGACGUGUGCGAAGCGAUUGAGGAAGUGGAAUCCGGCGGCGCCCCGACCCUUUUGGACGCGACCGACCUUCAAUGCACCGAUUUCCCAGUGGACGCGCCCCUUCCCCGGAAGAUGACCAUUUCCCACCAGGAGCUGGAGGAAGCCAGGGAGUGGCUGCUCGCCGUGUCCAUGGACCAAAAAAUUGACCAGAACUUGCCGCUGGACUUCAGGGGCGUUUACGCGGCGUGUCUGCAAGCAAAUGAAGCAGAGCCGCCAGUCGAGAUGUGCAUUUUGUCCGGGUGGCCGGUGCUGGACGACAGUGUCCAGCUGGGCAACAACGUGGCCAUCAAGCAGGAGUGGAAUAAUUUCCUGCUGGCGUCUCGAACAAGCCACGCAAUGCCUUUGGACGACGUGCUGAAGUUUUUGGCAAAGUGGUGCGGAAAAUUGCCAGAAGGAUUCCAACUUGGACUGAAAUAA
Messenger RNA from Neocloeon triangulifer, 5350 nucleotides. It is a transcript of the gene Oseg2, whose product is annotated as intraflagellar transport protein 172 homolog. Gene Ontology annotation, cellular component: axoneme; intraciliary transport particle B; ciliary basal body. Gene Ontology annotation, biological process: intraciliary transport. The record is from RefSeq and is a predicted model, not a curated record. NCBI's taxonomy places the organism in Eukaryota, Metazoa, Arthropoda, Insecta, Ephemeroptera, Baetidae. The transcript is spliced from 26 exons. Bases 62 to 5350 code for a protein of 1762 amino acids. Gene Ontology annotation, molecular function: protein binding.